CAUGCAGCCAAUUUUCCGGUUAUUUCGUGCAUGGCGCGCGAUUUUCUGGCCAUUCCAGCCACAUCUGUGUCAGUCGAGCGUCUCUUCUCGUCGUCGCAUCACCUCUGCCGUGACUCACGCUCAUCAAUGGCGGCAUCUACCAUUACUGAAGUCAUGUGUGCCAAGAAAUGGUUGGAGGACCCGGCGCUGUUUGCCAAGGUCAUUUCGAAAAAAACCUAG
Molecule: messenger RNA, 219 nt
Organism: Coniophora puteana RWD-64-598 SS2
Lineage: Eukaryota; Fungi; Basidiomycota; Agaricomycetes; Boletales; Coniophoraceae
Exons: 1
Molecular function (GO): protein dimerization activity
Source: RefSeq, a predicted model, not a curated record